AUGGCAAGGAAGGCUCCAGAGGCAGAGACCUGGAAGCCCCCAGAAUACCCUGAGGAGCGCAGGGGGCUCUGCAGAAACGGGGAAGGGGAGGACGUGGGCAAGGUCCACCGGGUGCUGGGAUGGUCAUGUCAGAGCCUGGGAGAAGGACCGGGACUGGCAUCAAGACGCCGGGCGGGUUCUGGAUUGCCGCACCCUACAGCUCCGCAGGGGACCCCUGCCACUCACAAAGACGCCCAAAGUUUCGAGCAGGCCUCCAGCUGCGGAGUUCCCAGCUUCCUGCCCAACCUAUCGGCCCGGGUGGUAGGAGGAGAGAAUGCCAUUCCCCACAGCUGGCCCUGGCAGAUCUCCCUCCAGUACCUCAAGGAUGACACUUGGAGGCACACAUGUGGUGGCACCUUGAUCGCCAGCAACUUUGUCCUCACGGCUGCCCACUGCAUUAGCAAUUCCCGAACCUACCGUGUGGCCCUGGGAAAGAACAACCUGGAGGUGCCAGACGAGGAGGGCUCCCUGAUUGUGGCAGUGGACACCAUCCACGUCCAUGAGAAGUGGAACUCCCUCCUGGUGCGCAAUGACAUUGCCCUCAUCAAGCUAGCAGAGCACGUGGAGCUGAGUGACACCAUCCAGGUGGCCUGCCUGCCGGAGGAGGGCUCUCUGCUGCCCCAGGACUUCCCCUGCUAUGUCACAGGCUGGGGCCGCCUCUGGACCAAUGGCCCCAUUGCCGACGAGCUGCAGCAGGGCCUGCAGCCGGUGGUGGAUCACGCCACGUGCAGCCAGCCAGACUGGUGGAGCUUCAGGGUGACCAAGAGCAUGGUGUGCGCCGGGGGCGAUGGCGUCAUCUCAGCCUGCAAUGGGGACUCCGGUGGCCCGCUGAACUGCCAGGCUGAGAAUGGAUCCUGGGAGGUCCGCGGCAUUGUCAGCUUUGGCUCGGGGCUGGGCUGCAACACCCGGAAGAAGCCCACAGUCUUCACCCGGGUGUCCGCCUACAAUGACUGGAUCAACCAGAAAAUGCAGCUGUGAUUUGUCCUUCGGAGCCAUGGCAGCAAAUCCCUACAACAGCAAUAAACCUCCUUCCCC
Nycticebus coucang (slow loris) is the source of this 1074-nucleotide messenger RNA. It is a transcript of the gene CTRC, whose product is annotated as chymotrypsin C. NCBI's taxonomy places the organism in Eukaryota, Metazoa, Chordata, Mammalia, Primates, Lorisidae. Bases 1 to 1017 code for a protein of 338 amino acids. Gene Ontology annotation, biological process: proteolysis. The record is from RefSeq and is a predicted model, not a curated record. The transcript is spliced from 10 exons. Gene Ontology annotation, molecular function: serine-type endopeptidase activity.